AUGAGCUUGCUACCCAAUGAUCAGCGCCAAUUGCUUCACAAAUGUCUUCUCAAAUACGUGCGAAAUUUUUCCUCGAAAACUGAGCUCAAUUCGGUCUCUGGAACCGAAGAUAUCGACGAAAACGCUGUCAUGAACACACUGGCAAAAUGGCUUAAUGUGAACUUGGAAAGCCUGGACGAUAAAGAACGACCCGUGGAUGCCACUUUGCUGCCCCGCAAAUGGAACUCCAUUGUGCGAUUGCAGCGUAGAAUCAUCGAGCUCGAAAAACAGAUCCAGGAACUGGCGCAGGAAAACGAAACUCUGAUGAAAGAUGGGCCGGUCUCGUUGGCAAAUAAAUCGUCUCUGACAUGGAUUCCUCGAGACCAAUGUAAGCUCAGCAUUAAUAGCGGUGCAUCAGUGUCGAGCGUCGCUCUCCAUCCAGAGCUUCCACUGCUUUUCGCUGCAACAGAUAGUGGGAAAUUGUUAUGUUACGACCUUAUGAACCCAUCUAUGCCAAUAGCAUCUGUUCAGGCACACACGAGAGGAAUAACGUCAAUGGAUGUUAUCCUCAGUGAAAAAUCGGAAUGCUAUGUGGUAACAGCUUCAAAGGACCUGUAUUGCAAAGUAUUUCGCUUAAGCGAAUCCGAACUUCAACCAAUUCGAAGUUUGGCCGGUCAUGAACAUGUCGUGUCUCAGGCCCGAAUAUGGAAGCACGGCACCGAUACCCUGGUGGCUACUUGUUCCCGGGACUUGACUUGCAAAGUGUGGGACGUAUCUAACGGUUGGUGCCUGAGAUCAUUCCAGCCUCACAGCGAAUGGGUACGAUCACUAGACGUCUUAGGAGAUUUUAUCAUCACCGGCUCGAAUGACUGCACUGUACGACUGUCCCAUUGGCAGUCUGGCAGAGGACUCUCCAACGGAAUUGGCCACACAUUCCCAAUAGAACGGGUAAAGAUUAUUCCCAUGCUUCAUAGCGACUCAGUCGCCGAUCAAGAACCCAACGUUUACAAUAAAUUUGAUGAGGAAUAUGCGAAUCUUGGGUUUUCGCAUGUAGUUACAGCAUCUCGAGAUAACACAAUUCGCAUAUGGCAGGUGCCCUUGCCCAAAUUCGUGGCCCACCGACCACCUCAACCAGAUCAAACUCGACAACAUUUCAGCUUAAUAACGACUUUAAAAGGACACACAUCAUGGGUUCGGGACCUAUGCAUAAGAGGCAACUAUCUGCUGAGCUGCGGUGAUGACCGUACCAUCAGGGUGUGGGAUCUCAUGACUGGUGAAGUCGCUCGAGUGAUAAGUAGUUCGCACGACGGGUUCGUAAACUGCAUUCACACAGAUGGAGAUGGUCUUGUCAGACAGAUACUGGCGUCAGGAUGCGCCGACGGGAAAGUGAGAGUAUUUAUAAAAUGA
Molecule: messenger RNA, 1386 nt
Organism: Lachancea sp. 'fantastica'
Lineage: Eukaryota; Fungi; Ascomycota; Saccharomycetes; Saccharomycetales; Saccharomycetaceae
Source: the annotation of a GenBank genome assembly